Menidia menidia (Atlantic silverside) is the source of this 486-nucleotide messenger RNA. The record is from the annotation of a GenBank genome assembly. Lineage: Eukaryota; Metazoa; Chordata; Actinopteri; Atheriniformes; Atherinopsidae.
CUGCUGCGCACCGCCACCCUCAACUGCUCUGCCCGGUGCCAACCGAACCAGAUGUACGUGCCUCCUAAAGACCAGUCCACAUGCUGUGGCGUGUGCAGGAACAUCUCCUGCCUCCACCAGCAUGAGAACGGGACCACGGGGCUCUACAAGCCGGGAAAGUCCUGGGUGUCAAACUGCAUGAAGUUUGACUGUGCUGAAACUCUGUCCGGACCAACACUCAUCUCCUACUCCUUCAGCUGCCCCCCCUUCAACGAAACCGAGUGCAUGAAGAUCGGAGGAACUGUCGUGAACAUCGUGUCAUGUGACGGGAAGUGUCCGUCCGCCAGCAUCUACAACUACAACAUCAACACGUACGCUCGCUUCUGCAAGUGUUGCCGGGAGACGGGGCUGCAGCGCCGCUCGGUGCAGCUCUACUGCAGCAGCAACGCAACCUGGGUCAGCUACAGCAUCCAGGAGCCCACCGACUGCUCCUGCCAGUGGUCCUGA